Molecule: messenger RNA, 1975 nt
Organism: Lolium rigidum
Lineage: Eukaryota; Viridiplantae; Streptophyta; Magnoliopsida; Poales; Poaceae
Product: CTL-like protein DDB_G0274487
Exons: 6
Coding region: 1-1584 (527 amino acids)
Biological process (GO): transmembrane transport
Cellular component (GO): membrane
Molecular function (GO): transmembrane transporter activity
Source: RefSeq, a predicted model, not a curated record
AUGUCCUCUUCCUCCUCCUCCCACUCCCCCUCCCCGUGCGCCGACAGCCGGAACCCUAGCCCCCACCCGCCCCCGCCGGCGGGGCUCCGGCCGGGCCCGUCCCCUUCCAGGCGGCGCUGCCACGACGUCUUCUGGCUCGUCCUCUUCCUCCUCCACCUGCUCCUCUUCGGCGGCAUCCUCGCCCUCGCCGGCCUCAACCGCUUCCGCAUAGCCGACCGCUUCAACAUCACCCCGUACCUCCAGCACGGCCACCCCAACACCACCAGCACCGCCGCCGCCCCGCCCGCCGCGGGCGCGCCGGAGCCCGCCACGCCGGGGCCGGUGGUCACCGUGUCCAAGCACAAGGCGCAGCCGUCCGAGCUCACCGAGACGUACUGGAAGUACUACGGCGCGGCCGGCGGCGUGGGCGCGGCGCUCGCGUGGGCGUGGCUGGCCGCGGCGGCCGGCAAGAGGGACGGCGGCCGGGUGGUGAUGCGCGCCGCCGUGCACAGCCUCACCGCCUACCUCGCCGUCGUCAGCGUACUCUGUUUCUGGGGGAAGCACUUCUUCUGGGGCGUCGCGCUCGCCGUCGGCGCCGCGCUGCACUUCCUCUACGUCAUGUCCGUCAUUGACAGGUUUCCGUUCACAAUGCUAGUUCUUCAGAAGGCAGUAAGGAUGGUAUGGGAACUUCCUGAUGUGAUGAGAGUAGCAUAUGCAUUUGUACUGGUAAUGCUUUGUUGGAUGGCAUUAUGGUCCUUUGGAGUUUCUGGUAUUGUUGCUAUGGAGAUACCUAAUCGUGGGCAAUGGUGGCUUGUUUUGGCACUAUCAGUCAGUUUAUUUUGGAUGGGAGCUAUCCUUAGUAAUACAGUCCAUGUCAUAGUAUCUGGGAUGGUGUUCCUUGUUCUCAUUCAUGGUGGACAGGCAGCUGCAUCGAUGCCCCCAAAACCACUUCGAAAGUCACUUCAGUAUGCUGUAACAACUUCAUUUGGAAGCAUUUGCUAUGGAUCACUCUUUACAGCUGCCAUUAGGACUCUACGCUGGGAGAUCCGAGGGAUUCGUUCUAAAAUUGGUAACAAUGAAUGUCUGCUGUGCUGUGUUGAUUUUUUCUUUCAUAUUGUGGAGACGCUUGUUCGUUUCUUCAACAAAUAUGCAUACGUGCAGAUAGCUGUCAACGGACAGAGUUUCAAUCGUUCAGCUAGGGAUGCUUGGGAGCUGUUCCAGUCAACUGGCGUUGAAGCACUUAUUGCUUAUGAUUGUUCUGGUGCUGUUCUUCUGAUGUGCACAAUAUUAGGUGGGUUAAUUACAGGAACUUGUACGGGUGUUUGGACAUACUACACACAAAGUGAUAAAGCCAUUAUUGUUGGCUCCACCUCUAUGCUGAUUGGCAUGAUACUGGUUGGCCUGACUGUUGUGGUUGUUGAAAGCGCAGUUACAUCAAUAUACAUAUGCUAUGCUGAGGACCCCCUUUUAAUUCAGAGAUGGGAUCCUGAAUUUUUUGAACAAAUGUCAGAGACACUACACCAGCGACUGCAGUACCGAAGCUCCCGAGUCCGCCAAAUACUGAACGGUCGUCUUGAUCAUUUGCCAAGUACAUCAAGUAUUUGAAUAGCUUGUCUGAUAUGUCAUUUUCGUUAAUCCGUUGAAAGCGCAGCAGCCAUUUCCAGAACAAGAAGUUUUGGAUCCUUCUGCCAUCAAAAUAUAGACCAAGGAAGGUUUUUCCGCCAAUGAAAUAUAGAGAAUGAAGCGCCCCAGCAAUUUUGAGGCCUUCAAAAGCAACUGUCCCAAUCAAAUAGUAGUAUGUUCAUAGUUCAUUGAGUUACUGCGGGGAGUAUGUUCAUAGGUGUGUAGAAUUCCAAUGCCAGCUUUUGUUUAUCAGGGCACUGUGUGUGUGCAGCAUUUAGGGGGGGGGGAGGGGAAUGAGAGAAAAACAGAACUGUAACCCGUUUCAUACCUCGGGUUUUAUAUGAGGUGGGCGAUCGUGUUGCCCUUAGAGUAA